UCGCCUCAGCCCCGGUAACAGUUCACCCAGGGGCGCCAUGGUAACGGCGACGUAUUUCCGCCCCUCGCACCCUCUGAUCCGGAAGCGAUCGCAGCCGCUCUCUAGCUGCCGCGCUGCCGCCAUGAAACCGAUCCUGCUGCAGGGCCAUGAGCGCUCCAUCACGCAGAUCAAGUACAACCGGGAGGGAGACCUGCUCUUCACCGUGGCCAAGGACCCCAUUGUCAACGUGUGGUAUUCAGUGAAUGGAGAGCGGCUUGGCACAUACAAUGGCCAUACAGGAGCUGUCUGGUGCGUGGAUGCAGACUGGGACACACGACACGUGCUCACUGGCUCUGCAGAUAACAGCUGUCGGCUUUGGGACUGUGAAACAGGAAAGCAGCUCGCCCUGGUGAAGACCAGCUCUGCAGUGAGGACAUGUGGCUUUGACUUUGGAGGAAACAUCAUCAUGUUUUCCACAGACAAGCAGAUGGGAUAUCAGUGUUUUGUGAGCUUCUUUGAUCUCCGGGACCCCAGCCAGAUCGAGAACAACGAGCCUUACAUGAAAAUCCCCUGCAGUGACUCUAAAAUCACUAGUGCUGUGUGGGGCCCUCUGGGAGAGUUCAUCAUCGCAGGACACGAGAGCGGCGAGCUGAACCAGUUCAGUGCCAAGUCAGGGGAGCAGCUUUCAAACAUCAAGGAGCACACCAAGCAAAUCAAUGAUAUUCAGACCUCCAGGGACAUGACCAUGUUCAUCACUGCCUCCAAGGACAACACAGCCAAGCUCUUUGAUUGCACAUCACUUGAGCAUCUUAAGACAUUCCGGACGGAACGACCAGUGAACUCUGCUGCACUUUCCCCCAUUUUUGACCACGUGGUGCUUGGUGGUGGGCAGGAGGCCAUGGAUGUGACCACAACCUCCACCAGGAUUGGCAAAUUCGAGGCGAGGUUCUUCCACUUGGCUUUUGAAGAAGAGUUUGGCAGAGUGAAGGGUCACUUUGGUCCCAUAAACAGCGUUGCGUUUCACCCCGAUGGGAAGAGUUACAGCAGUGGGGGUGAGGAUGGAUACGUUCGCAUCCAUUACUUCGAUCCCCAGUACUUUGAGUUUGAAUUUGAAGCUUAAAGGAGGAUUUUCCUCUCCACUGCUCUUCCCUCCAAGCCAUCAUCCAGUCCAUCAGCUCCAGCACUGAACUGUUGCAAGGUCUCACCAGAGGACACAGUUAGUAGCAACUCAGGGUCUGUGUGAAGGUGGGGAACUAGAAACCCAACCAGCUUGGAAGGGCAGGACUGGCUUUGACAGGAGGUCGAGUGAAGGCAAGGAGGGGAGGUGGGCUCCUGGGGGACACUGGGCAUAGUUAUAUAUCAGAAGAGGAAGAAAAACAUCAUCAGGAAAUAAACAGAAAUCUUUUAUAAACCCAAGAAAAAGCACCUCUGUGGGGUUUGAGCUUUUUUCCCAGUCUAGAAUAAAAUUAACCUGAGCUGU
Molecule: messenger RNA, 1459 nt
Organism: Strigops habroptila (Kakapo)
Lineage: Eukaryota; Metazoa; Chordata; Aves; Psittaciformes; Psittacidae
Gene: EIF3I
Product: eukaryotic translation initiation factor 3 subunit I
Exons: 11
Coding region: 38-1099 (353 amino acids)
Biological process (GO): cytoplasmic translational initiation
Cellular component (GO): eukaryotic translation initiation factor 3 complex, eIF3m; cytoplasm
Molecular function (GO): protein binding; RNA binding; translation initiation factor activity
Source: RefSeq, a predicted model, not a curated record